Messenger RNA from Oryza sativa Japonica Group (Japanese rice), 937 nucleotides. RefSeq names its product phylloplanin. Lineage: Eukaryota; Viridiplantae; Streptophyta; Magnoliopsida; Poales; Poaceae. The record is from RefSeq and is a predicted model, not a curated record.
UCAGCACACACAGUCUCAGUGAGCUCAAGAUAAGAGUAUAUUCACAGAGAAGAGAUAUCUAGAGCGUGUGUGUGUGAGAGAGAGAUAGGCAUUCGUUCGAUCUCGAUCGAUCACAGCUAGCAAUGGCAGCGCCGACGUCCAAGAACCUUCUCCUCGUCCUCGUCGUGGCCGCCACCGCGGUCGGCAUCGUCGCGCCGCACGGCUCCGAGGCCGCGGCGGGUAGGGCUGUCACGGGCCUCGUCACCGGCGUAGUCCCGUGCAGCGCCGGGAGCUCCAUCAACGCCGCGUCGGUCCCCGCGUUCCCCGACGCCGGCGUGCAGAUGGUGUGCGGCGGCAGGGUGGUGGGCGGCGCGACGGCGGACGGCACGGGGGCGUUCACCAUCAACAUGGGCGCGCUCAACGCGACGAUGCUCAUGGCCAUGGCCGGGAACCAGUGCAAGGUGGUGGUGACCACCCCGCUGGCGGCGUGCGACGCGUCCCUGGCCGCCGUCGCCGGGACGCUCACGGCGCCGGUGCAGCUCCUCGGCGGCACCGGUGGCCUCGGAGGGCUCGGCGGCCUCAUCACCCUCAUCACGCAGAUCCUCAGUGGCCUCCUCGGCGAGAUCCUCAACAUCAUCCCCUUGCCAUUCUCCCUCGUCUAGAUCGAUCGAUCAUCGAUCGCCUGCGCACAAACCUGCAGCCAGGCGGCGGCGUGUCAAAUGGACGAUGGAUUAUGAUGAUAUUAAUAUGUAGUUAAGCAUAUAAAUUAAAUUAAUACGUGUUUAUAUAUAGCAACGGGGCGGCCUAACUAAUGCGUGGUCAAUUAAUUACCCUGCUGCUUUAGAUUGUAUAUCGUGCCAUGCGUCGUUUCUCUAUGUAUACCAGUUCAUGUGGGCUUCUAAAAUUAUGCUAUAUAUGUACUGUCUAAUACUAUGCUAAUGUUGUUCGUUUGUCAAAA